Messenger RNA from Phalaenopsis equestris, 1551 nucleotides. RefSeq names its product probable protein phosphatase 2C 60. The record is from RefSeq and is a predicted model, not a curated record. Gene Ontology annotation, molecular function: protein serine/threonine phosphatase activity; cation binding. The coding region runs from base 293 to 1363 and encodes 356 amino acids. The transcript has 12 exons. NCBI's taxonomy places the organism in Eukaryota, Viridiplantae, Streptophyta, Magnoliopsida, Asparagales, Orchidaceae. Gene Ontology annotation, biological process: protein dephosphorylation.
AUGCUUGUCAGAAAAUUGUUAUUUUUUAUUUAAAAAUCAUUAAUUUGUAAAUAUUGAAAAUUAAAAUUCAGAAAUUGGAGGCGAGACGAUGGAUUAGAAGAGACCGUGUCUUUGAUCUGCUCAGCCAUCUCUCGAGUGCGCGUUGUUCUUCUUUACAUUCGUGGGGAAAAUCGAAAAUUUUCUUUCCGCUUUGCCCGGAUUCUCCUCAGAUCGUCUUCAGCUCACUUUUGAGCUAAAUCUAUUUGAUAGCAGCUACUCACUAUUUUUGCCUUGAGGUUUAUGCUGACCUGUGAUGGGUAUAUAUCUCAGUACUCCAAAAAUUGAGAAAUUUUCUGAAGAUGGUGAGAAUGAACGAGUUAGAUAUGGGGUAUCUUCUAUGCAAGGGUGGCGUUCAACAAUGGAAGAUGCACACGCUGCUUUUCCCGAUCUCAAUGGUUCGACAUCAUUCUUUGGCGUGUAUGAUGGACAUGGAGGAAAGGUAGUUGCGAAGUUCUGUGCUAAAUACCUGCACACUCAAGUACUUAAGAGUGAAGCCUCUUCUACUGGAGAUUUAGGCGCAUCUGUUCAGAAAGCUUUCUUGAGGAUGGAUGAGAUGAUGAGAGGCCAACGAGGAUGGAGAGAAUUAGCUGUACUCGGAGACAAGAUAAAUAAGUUUACUGGUAUGAUAGAAGGUUUGAUAUGGUCUCCAAAGGGCGGCGAUUCAAAUGGCCAUGAUGAUAACUGGGCUUUUGAAGAGGGUCCUCACUCAGAUUUCAGUGGGCCAACGUCUGGAAGCACUGCAUGUGUCGCUAUUAUAAGACAUAACCAGCUUGUUGUUGCAAAUGCUGGUGAUUCUCGCUGUGUUAUUUCAAGGAAGGGCCAGGCUUUCAAUUUAUCUAGGGAUCACAAGCCAGAACUCGAGGCUGAGAGAGAUAGGAUUUUAAAAGCAGGAGGGUUUAUUCAUGCAGGAAGAGUAAAUGGAAGUUUAAACCUAGCAAGAGCAAUUGGUGAUAUGGAGUUUAAGCAAAACAAGUUCUUACCUGCAGAAAAGCAAAUUGUAUCGGCCUAUCCUGAUGUUAAUAUUGUGGAGCUUAGCAAUGAUGACGAAUUUAUUGUUUUAGCUUGUGAUGGAAUCUGGGACUGCAUGACAAGUCAACAACUAGUGGAUUUUGUUCAAGAACAUAUUAACACUGAGAGCCGGCUGUCGGCCGUGUGUGAGAAAGUAUUUGACCGUUGUUUGGCUCCAUCAACAGCAGUAGGAGAAGGCUGCGAUAACAUGACCAUGAUCUUGGUUCAGUUGAAGAAACCCAUCCCUUCUAAUGCCGCAAAUACCGAACAAUCAUCCCAGCCUGGGCCUGACAUAGACGAAAAUUCUGUUGCUUGAUCAAACCUUCGCUGGAUUCCACUCUUUGGUUUUUAUCUCCUUUUUCCUGCAAUAUUUGUGCAAUAUAAACCCUAUUUCAUCAUAAAAAAGAAAAGUAAAGAGCUUUAUUGAAGCAAAGUUUACUUUGACUUUAUUUUUAUGCAACAGAUUUUUCCUUAGAAGGGGCACUUUGAAAAUAAAUGUACAUA